Messenger RNA from Caenorhabditis remanei, 1434 nucleotides. RefSeq lists its product as uncharacterized. The transcript is spliced from 5 exons. The record is from RefSeq and is a predicted model, not a curated record. Lineage: Eukaryota; Metazoa; Nematoda; Chromadorea; Rhabditida; Rhabditidae. Bases 1 to 1434 code for a protein of 477 amino acids.
AUGGAAUCCUUAACAAUAUGUCCGAAUGGUUUCGACCCAUCCACUCAGUUCAUGAAAAUGGAGAGCUGCUGGAAAUAUAUGCCUGAUCUUUUGGAUCAAGCAGCAGCUGAUGCUGAAUGUUUGAAAUACAAUGGAGCAACAUUGGUGAUGAUAAGCAGUUGUGAAACCACACAUGCUUUACAACAGUAUCUCAGGGAUAAAGGAGUGAGUCGUAUCUGGACAGGUCUCACAUGUAACCAAACAGGUGUUCCUACAUCUUGCUAUUGGUCGGACGGCCGACCAUCCACUUCAGUACUUCAAGCAGAUCCAGGUGCCAACGAUUUUGCACCGGGAUCUCCGAAUGUUACAGUAGGGGAAUGUAUAUCUUACGAAGAGAGUAGUCGACAUUGGAUUAGUACGAAUUGUGGAGUGAGCAUGACAUUUGUUUGCGAAGUGCCGCCAACUAGUAAUGAUAACUGUACUUAUAAUUACAAUCACAACUGCUAUUUCCCCAGUAACAACAGUCUCACUUUUGGAGAUGCUCAGAAGUCUUGUGCUCAAAAUUGUGGAAAUCUUGUUUCAAUUCACUCAGAACUCGAAAACCGAUACGUCGCAUCUCUAUUCUCUGAACCAGGGACUAUUAAGAUUGGAGGCGUGGCACCCUCCAAGAGCACCAUAAUCCGGAGUGACUAUUCCAACACCGUAUUCAAUAAUUUGCAUACUUUGAACAAUGGAAAUUGUUUAUUUAUGGAUGUAAAUUCUGAUGAUAGUACUGAUGGGUUAUGGUACACUGAUAAUUGUUCUAGAGCUUCUUGGGAAAGAGGAGUGAGUCGUAUCUGGAUUGGUCUCACAUGUAACGAAACAGCGGUCAAGACAUCUUGCUAUUGGUCGGACGGACGAUCCACUUCAUCAAUUCAAGCAGAUCCAGGUUACAAUGAGUUUGCACCGGGAUCACCGAAUGUUACAGUAGGGAAAUGUAUAUCUUACGAGGAGAGUAGUCGACAUUGGAUAAGUACGAAUUGUGGAGUGAACAUGACAUUUGUUUGCGAAGUUCCACCAACUAGUAAUGAUUCUUGCACUCAUAAUUACAAUCAUAACUGUUAUUUCCCCAAUAACAACAUCCUAACUUUUGGAGAAGCUCAGAAGUCUUGUGCUCAAAAUUGUGGAAAUCUUGUUUCAAUUCACUCAGAACUCGAAAACCGAUACAUCGCAUCUCUAUUCUCUGAACCAGGGACUAUUAAGAUUGGAGGCGUGGCACCCUCCAAGAACACCAUAAUCUGGAGUGACUAUACUAACACUGUAUUCAAUAAUUUGCAUACUUUUAACAAUGGAAAUUGUUUAUUUAUGGAUGUUAACACUGAUGAUAGUACUGAUGGGUUAUGGUACACUGAUAAUUGUUCUAGAGCUUCUUGGUAUGUGUGCAAACGACCAAAUAACUCGAAAUGCUCUUUAUAA